GAUGGAAAAAUGACUCAGGUAUUAGCUUCAAAGAACACUCGAACACUUGAGCUUGCGCAGUCCACGAUUCUUUACGAUGGACCCGCACGCUGUACCAUCACAGUCCACAAACGAGACCUAAACCCCUAAAAACCCACAGAACCAAAACCAUCUAUUAUCACUGAACAAAUGACACCCCUCUCAGAUCCACCCUCCUAAAUUCCCUUCUCUCUUUUAUCUCAGCUUUCACUCCACCAAUCCACAAUAGCUAUCAAUGCCUAGACAACCAUAUGCAUCAGUUUCUUCUCUUUACUUCGAUUGAUUCCCUUUUGGUGUUUAGGGUUCUGGGUUUUUACUGUCUCACAUGGGCGGUGAAGCUGUUGCCAGGUCGGUGCCCAAACUCUGAUAAAGUCUGAAGCUUUUAUAUUUCUGGGUUUUUGUUUGUGAAGCUUUUAGCCUAAUGGGUUGUGUAGAAUCUUGAUCUUGAUGGAUGGGUACGUUUCAAUUUGAGGAAACACCUAAAACAUGCUCUCUCUGCGAACCAGUCGCAGAUUUUGUCAUGUGGUCGCUACUGCAGUGGUAGCUAGGAAUCAUUGUGCUGCUGCUGCUGCUGCUUCUGUGCCGAAUUCGGUUUCCAAUAAUAUAAAGGCAUCGGAAGAACCUGCCCUGGUUAAGCUUAAAGCCGAGAGGGACCCUGAAAAGCUGUUUCAGCUGUUUAAGGCAAAUUCCCACAACCGGCUUGUUAUUGAGAACCGGUUUGCAUUUGAAGACACGGUGGCUCGGUUAGCUGGUGCUCGCCGGUUUGAUUACAUUGAGCAUUUGCUUGAGCAUCAGAAGAGUCUUCCUCAAGGUCGGCGAGAAGGGUUUGUUAUGAGGAUUAUAACAUUGUAUGGUAAGGCUGGGAUGACUAAGCAUGCUGUUGAUACUUUUUGUGAUAUGCAUUUAUAUGGUUGUUCUAGGACUGUUAAGUCAUACAAUGCUACACUUAAGGUUUUGACUCAAACUCGGGAUUUAAGAGCUAUUGAGGCGUUUAUGAGUGAUAUUCCGCAGCAAUUUGAUAUUCAAUUGGACGUGUAUUCGGUUAAUAUUGUUAUCAAGGCUUUUUGUGAAAUGGGGGAUUUGACUAGAGCAUAUGUGAUCAUGGUAGAGAUGGAAAAGUUGGGAAUACGACCGGAUGUCAUUACAUAUACAACUCUGAUAUCAGCAUUUUACAAAUGUAGGAGGUGGGAGAUUGCUAAUGGUUUAUGGAAUCUUAUGGUCUUGAAGAGGUGUUUACCUAAUCUUGCAACUUUCAAUGUUCGAAUCCAAUUUCUGGUUGAUACGAAGCGAGCAUGGGAAGCUAACAGAGUGAUGAGGAUGAUGCAGAAUAUUGGAAUAGCACCUGAUGAAGUUACAUUUAAUUUGGUGAUCAAAGGGUUUUGCCAGGCUGGGAAACUUGACAUGGCAAAAAGGGUAUAUUCUUUUCUACAUGACAAGGGAUACAAGCCCAAUGUUAAAAUUUAUCAGACCAUGAUUCAUUAUCUUUGCAGAGAAAGAGAUUUUAAUCUGGCAUAUACAAUAUGUAGAAAUUGCAUGCAGAAAAAUUGGUAUCCAAAUGUGGAUACUAUUCGUACAUUGCUUGAAGGCCUGAACAGGAAUAGUCAGCUUGGUAAGGCUCAAGCAAUCAUGACGUUGGUUCGAAGAAGGGUGCCUCCAUUUCCUUCAAAACAGUUGAGUUCUUUGCAAUCCAUACUAACCAAGAGUUGAAUGAAGAUAAGAUGAGGGACUGGAAAACUGAAAAGUGGUUGAUUGUAUAAUUGGUCAGCUCUACAAGAGCUGGUAUUUGUUUUUGCCCAACUCUGUAAAUUUGCAGAACUAAUUGGACUUAAAUUUUUUUAAUCAUACGAAAGGGACAUUCCCAUAAUCUUCAACACUUUGUUGUACUGCUGCCUCAAUAAAGCUCAUGAUAUAAUGGAGUUCUGAGUUUUGCUCACAGAAAAGAAAAGAGGUUCUGGAUGGACAUGGGCACCAAAUUUGCUCUGAGGAGUCCUUUUGUAUACUCGAUUUGGCACAUUCAAAAGGAAAUCAAAAGUUGGAAGUCUAAAGAAGCUGAGUUGCACAUCACGACCCAG
Messenger RNA from Fragaria vesca subsp. vesca, 2090 nucleotides. Its product is annotated as pentatricopeptide repeat-containing protein At1g80150, mitochondrial-like. Lineage: Eukaryota; Viridiplantae; Streptophyta; Magnoliopsida; Rosales; Rosaceae. The record is from RefSeq and is a predicted model, not a curated record. Gene Ontology annotation, molecular function: protein binding. The transcript has 2 exons. The coding region runs from base 505 to 1725 and encodes 406 amino acids.